UUUUUUAUUAAUUCCUUUAUAUAACCAUCCUUUAAUAUUGAAUAAUAAGGAUUUUUUACAUUACCAAAUACAUCUUCUAUUAAACCUAUUACAGUCUUCUUUUCUGUAAAUAAUACACUAUCUAAAUCUAAUAUUAUUUAUUGAUUUCCUUAUACUACUAUUUUAUCUUCAAUUAUUCCUUCUACUCUACCUAUUUCUUCGAUUUAUUGAGUUUCUUACUCUUCUUUUUUUAAUUCUAUUCCUAAACGUUUUAAUCUUUAUUCUUCGUUUUCUUCAAUUUAAAUUUCUUUAGGGACUAAAACUUCAUUUUUAGUUUUCAAAAUUUCUCCUUUAUUAUUUUAUUCUUCAUCUGAGAAAAUAUCUUCCAUAUAAGCAUUUAUCUUUUCUUUGUUUAUAUUUGAAUUUUCUUAUUAUUCUUCUAGAUCUGUAUUUUAACAACUAGAACUCCAUUCAGAUUAAUUAGAGUCAUUAAAGUAAUAAAUGACUUGAUUUGUUUGUUCUUUAUCUAAAAUUUACUCAUUUGUAUUAUUUAUUUCUU
This is a messenger RNA of Ichthyophthirius multifiliis, 538 nucleotides long. RefSeq lists its product as hypothetical. The record is from RefSeq and is a predicted model, not a curated record. Lineage: Eukaryota; Ciliophora; Oligohymenophorea; Hymenostomatida. The annotation marks the transcript as partial. The transcript has a single exon.